GUAUAGCUAGGGCCAAACCCUUUAUUCAUUUCCUACCCGCUUCUUUUACCAAACCCGCUCUCCUCUUCUCGUGUUUACCAAAAACCCAGAGUGAUAUCACCGGCGACGGAGAGCUACGUACGUUUAAACUUAGCGACGGAGCAGCGUACCAAUUCUGUGUUAAACGGGUUAACCCGCUCCGUUUAGGAUUCGGGUUCGGGUCGAGAAGCAAAUCAGACGACGACGACGACGAUGCAGCGGCAGCUCUUGAACAAGCUCAGCUGGAGAGCCAUCAAUGGAUUUGCUCAGUUCACUCAAAGGAGAGCGAUGCACGAUAGGAACAAGAAGGCGAUGGAGUUAAUAGCCAAAGGGUGGAGCGCUCUGAAGGAAGUUGAUAGAGUCAUUGAUUACUGCGAGCUCAAUGAUCGCCGCCUCAUUCCUUUAUUAAGGGCAGCAAAAGAUAAUUUUGAGUUGGCUCUAGAGACUGACAACUCAAAUACCCAUGCCAGGUAUUGGUUGUCCAGAUUGCAUUUGAAAUACCAUGUCCCAGGGGCAUGCAAAGCUAUAGGAGCUGCUUUGUUAGUUGAAGCGGCAAAUAUGGGUGAUGCAGAUGCACAAUAUGAACUUGCUUGUCGUCUUAGAGUUGAGAAUGAAUAUGUCCAAUCGGAUCAACAAGCUUUCCAUUAUCUGGAGAAGGCAGUUGACCAGUUGCAUCCUGGUGCUCUUUACCUUCUGGGUGUUGUGUAUCUGACCGGAGACUGUGUCAAGAAAGAUGUUGCCUCCGCCUUAUGGUGUUUCCAUAGGGCAUCAGAGAAGGGACAUGCUGGUGCAGCUAUAGCAUAUGGGUCUCUUCUUCUUCAAGGUGUUGAAGUCCCAGAAUCUGUGAUGAACUUGACUUCAAAAAGGGGUACUUCAGCCAGAAAGGCAAGAAAAAAUGCAGAAAGCCUUGUAAGAGACCAGGCAGGAAUGGCAAGAGAGCGGUUUCAGAUCGCUGCAAAAGCUGGAUGUGAUCUUGGACUGAAAUGGUUGGAAAGACUUGACGAGGAAGAGAAGCAUCUAUUGACCGAAAAUGAAAUGGUAGAAAAUGCCUGAGGAGGAAAGAAGGUGUGUUAAUCGUUCAAUAUACCAACCAGAUAAAGUUGUGGAGUUAUCCUUGCGUGCCUAGCUGAUUAGGGUCCAUGUAUACGUGGUACAAUCCAACAAGAGAAUUCCACUCCUGCUCUACUGAGAAUGAAGCUUGAAUGUCCUCAAUUGUUGGAUAGUUGUUGUCAUGAAUAUAAUCGUUAUAGUGAAUUUUGUAUAUAUACCGGCAUGUUGUACACUGUGGAAUAGCCAAAUGCUAGCACAAGUACUAGUGUUAUUUUAGGCAGCAAUGCGAGUACUUUUCUUUUUGUUUGAUUUCAAAUGCAAUGGUUUUUUCUGAACUGUAAACGAAGUUCCGAUUAUAACUUGUUAGCAGUAUUUUUCAGUGACCCUUGUAUCUGAUUGAAUUGUGAGAACCAAUACUUUCAAGUCUGAGUUGAUCUUUC
This is a messenger RNA of Rosa rugosa (rugosa rose), 1508 nucleotides long. RefSeq lists its product as uncharacterized. The record is from RefSeq and is a predicted model, not a curated record. The coding region runs from base 232 to 1071 and encodes 279 amino acids. Lineage: Eukaryota; Viridiplantae; Streptophyta; Magnoliopsida; Rosales; Rosaceae. The transcript has 8 exons. Gene Ontology annotation, molecular function: protein binding.